AUGAAAAAUAGAGAGCAGCCUCCUCUACGCUCACGCAGUGGUAGUGCCAUGGCCGGCACCAUUUUCCGACCGACCCCGAACAUGUCGGCGGUCAAUUUCGGCCUGGCCACUCCGACUCGGCGUCGGAUGAGCGGCUUCAUUGCCGGCAACCAUCCGUCGCUGUACGCCCAGUCUCUGCUAUGUGGCCAACUGGCCGGCGGUGCUGCCAAUUCCGUCGGCGUUUCCAACGCCUCUGCCUAUCCCGGCUGGCCCUUUGCUGCCGCCGACUUGGGCGCUUCGGCGACGCCAAUUUGUCUGAACAACGCUGGCGCUUUCUUGGCUCCCGUCGGCCUCGACGGCAUGGCCGGCAUGCCGCGGCGUCGUGAUUGGCUGGCCACCGGCUCGCCGUUCGCCUCGCCCGGGCCACAUUCGCCGUUCGCCUCUUGGCAAACGUCGCCACGCAACAGCCUCUUCUCCUCCAACACGGUGCUGGCGGCGAUGGAGGCUGCGCGACAGGCGGCUGUCAAUGCCACGCUGAUGAACUAUGCCGCUGUUGCGGCGGCGGCGGCGGCUGCAAAUGAAGACGGUCUCUUCGCCAAUUCGCACUGGAUGAACUCAAUGUCUACGCCCGGCGGAGACAAAGAAACGAUGGCAACGUCAGAUUGUCUGGCCGAAGAGGAGUUGGGCCCUGCGCGAGAGGAAGAGGCGAGCAGUAAAGGCGAACCGGUUCGUCGGGACGAAAGCACGCCUGGACGAGAAAAUGAAGAGUCUGCGUCCAAUAUGGACUCAGCUGAAACCAGUCGAGGGCCCCAUAAGAAGGAGGAAAAAGCGAAAAAUUCGACAAAUAAUCUUGAAUAUGGCCACCUCGAUGAUAUUUCGGUAGGAGUUUCUCCUUGUGAGAGCUUUCCAUUUGCCACAUCAUGUCUAAACGAGCGUUCACAAAUGGACAUCUUUCUUCUGUAG
This is a messenger RNA of Protopolystoma xenopodis, 942 nucleotides long. The record is from the annotation of a GenBank genome assembly. NCBI's taxonomy places the organism in Eukaryota, Metazoa, Platyhelminthes, Monogenea, Polystomatidea, Polystomatidae.